GGAAGCCAGCGAGGUCGGUUCCGCCCGACUCUAACAUGGCGGCGCCCUUUGUCUGUUCUGAAGUGCCGUCCUCGGCCUUCUCGCGGCCGUGAUGCACCUCCCUUUACGGUGGGGUCCGGGACAUGGCAGCCAUGGAUUUUCCCCAGCACAGCCGGCACGUCCUGGAGCAGCUGAACCAGCAGCGGCAGCUGGGACUGUUGUGUGACUGCACGUUUGUGGUGGACGGGGUUGACUUCAAAGCCCAUAAGGCAGUUCUGGCGGCCUGCAGCGAGUACUUCAGGAUGCUCUUCGUGGACCAGAAGGAUGUGGUGCACCUGGACAUCAGUAACGCGGCAGGCCUGGGGCAGGUGCUGGAGUUCAUGUACACGGCCAAGCUGAGCCUGAGCUCCGAGAACGUGGACGAUGUGCUGGCCGUGGCCAGCUUCCUGCAAAUGCAGGACAUCAUCACGGCCUGCCAUGCCCUCAAGUCACUGGCUGAGCCGGCCACCAGCCCCGGGGAGAAUACGGUGGCCUCGGCCACGGAAGGAGGAGACAAGAGAGCCAAAGAGGAGAAGGUGGCUGCCUCCACGCUGGGUGAGCUGGACCCUGGCGGCAGCGGUCUGCCCACAGGCCCAGGCCGGGAGCCCAAAGAGGAGCGGGGCGGCCAGGCCGAGAGCACGGCCAGCGGGGCCGAGCAGACGGAGAAGGCUGAUGCCCCCCGGGAGCCACCCCCCGUGGAGCCCAAGCCCGACCCCACGAGCAGCAUGGCCGCUGCGGAGGCCGAGGCCGCCUUGUCAGAGAGCUCCGAGCAAGAAAUGGAGGUGGAGCCGGCCAGGAAAGGAGAGGAGCGGGACGAGGAGGGCGCGGCGGAGGUCAAGGAAGAGGGGCCGCCGCUGGAGAAGGGGGAGGCCCCCGAGGAGAGCGAGGAGUCGGCCAGCACGGACUCCGGCCACGAGCUGGGCGCCGAGGCCCGGGGCCUGCGUUCAGGCACCUACGGCGACCGCACGGAGUCCAAGGCCUACGGCUCGGUCAUCCACAAGUGCGAGAGUGUCUAA
Molecule: messenger RNA, 1034 nt
Organism: Leptonychotes weddellii (Weddell seal)
Lineage: Eukaryota; Metazoa; Chordata; Mammalia; Carnivora; Phocidae
Source: RefSeq, a predicted model, not a curated record